Emys orbicularis (European pond turtle) is the source of this 3030-nucleotide messenger RNA. It is a transcript of the gene DNMT3B, whose product is annotated as DNA methyltransferase 3 beta. Gene Ontology annotation, biological process: negative regulation of transcription by RNA polymerase II. Lineage: Eukaryota; Metazoa; Chordata; Testudines; Emydidae. Gene Ontology annotation, cellular component: nucleus. The transcript is spliced from 22 exons. The record is from RefSeq and is a predicted model, not a curated record. Gene Ontology annotation, molecular function: DNA (cytosine-5-)-methyltransferase activity, acting on CpG substrates; DNA binding. Bases 1 to 2445 code for a protein of 814 amino acids.
AUGCACUUACUUGCUUCUCUGCAGGCUAGCAUGAAAAGAGACAAGUGCCACGGCGAUGGGGAGACAGACUGCAGGGCAGAGCUGGUCUUUGUCAACGGAGGCUGCAGUGACCCUGCUGAAGAUGAAGCUUCUCCCCCAGCUCUGGAAGCAAAUGGGAGGCCCAAUACACAAGAUGCUGUGGACCUACGAAUAGUGCCCACUAGGAGCAAGAAGAUCGGCAAGGAAGACGUCUCCAAGGAAGACCUAUCUUGGCCCAUGAAGCUCAGCAAGGCUCCGGAGGUGCGACCGCGCGGUGCUGCCGGCUGGGAGAGCAGCCUGAGGCAGAAGCCUCCAGCUCGCAGGAUAUUCCAGGCAGGACUUAAAGAAGAGAAUGACCUGGAGAUUGAAAAGGAGUCCCUGGCUCCCGUUCGGUGCUCCAAGAGGAGGACGGUCCAGGUGCCCCUGAUUGACCUCACUGAGGAGGAUUCCAAGGAGUCCUCCCAGAGCAGCAGCACCACGUCUGCCAGCAGCACCCAGGAGGACCAGAACGGAUCCCCCGAGCUCGUCGCUGGGGAGCAGGAGAGCAGAGUUGCGGGGGAAGUGGUGGAAUACCAGGAUGGGAAAGAUUUUGGAAUUGGGGAGCUCGUGUGGGGGAAGAUCAAGGGCUUCUCCUGGUGGCCUGCAAUCAUCGUCUCCUACAGAGUCACGUCCAAACGUCAGGCAAUCUCCGGAAUGCGCUGGGUGCAAUGGUUUGGGGACGGGAAGUUCUCCGAGGUUUCAGCAGACAAGCUGGUGGGUCUGAUGGCUUUUAGGCAGCAUUUCAACCACUCUACGUUUAAUAAGCUGGUCUCCUAUCGACGAGCCGUGCACCAUGCCCUGGAGGUUGCAAGGAGCCGGGCAGGGAAGACGUUCCCAGGCACCGCUGGGGAGUCUCUGGAAGAGCAGCUAAAGCCCAUGAUUGACUGGGCGUUGAGCGGCUUCAAGCCCAUGGGAUGCAAGGGACUGAAACCGCCGAAAACUCCAGAGAACGGAGUGGCUCUCCUCAAGAAUGGCAUUGAAGAGGUCUGUGCCCCUGAACACUGCCCCCCGGCCAAGCGACUAAAGACUAACUUCUGCAACAACAGCAAGGAGCGGGUGGAGGAGGACCAGAGCAGAGAGCAAAUGGUUUCCGAAGUCACAAACAACAACAGGAGCCUUGAAGACAGUUGUUUAUCGUGCGGGAGAAAAAACCCAGCCACAUUCCACCCGCUGUUUGAGGGGGGCCUUUGCCAGACUUGCAGGGAUCGAUUCCUGGAGCUCUUUUACAUGUACGACGAGGACGGUUACCAGUCCUACUGCACCGUGUGCUGCGAGGGCAAGGAGCUGCUGCUGUGUAGCAAUGCCAGCUGCUGCCGGUGCUUCUGUGUCGAAUGCUUGGAGGUCCUGGUAGGGCAAGGUACCUCGGCCAAGGCAAAAGAGCAAGAGCCCUGGAGCUGUUACAUGUGUCAACCACAGAAGUGCUAUGGGGUGUUACAGCGCCGACCGGACUGGAAUGUACGGCUGCAAGACUUCUUCACCAGCGACAAAGGACAGGAAUAUGAUGCGCCUAAAAUCUACCCGGCAGUGCCUGCAACAGAAAGGAGGCCAAUCCGAGUGCUGUCCCUAUUUGACGGCAUAGCAACCGGUUACCUGGUUCUGAAGGACCUAGGCAUUAAAGUGGAGAAAUACAUCGCCUCUGAGAUUUGCGAAGAUUCCAUUGCUGUGGGAACUGUCCGGCAUGAAGGGAACAUCACAUACGUGCAUGAUGUCAGGAACAUAACCAAGAGAAACAUUGAGGAGUGGGGUCCUUUCGACUUGGUGAUUGGUGGAAGCCCCUGUAACGAUCUCUCUAUUGUGAAUCCUGCCAGAAAGGGUCUGUAUGAGGGCACUGGAAGGCUGUUCUUCGAGUUCUAUCAUCUCCUCAAUUACGCACGUCCCAAGGCGGGGGAGGAACGCCCCUUCUUCUGGAUGUUUGAGAAUGUCGUGGCCAUGAGAGUCAAUGAUAAAAGGGACAUUUCUCGAUUUUUGGAGUGCAACCCAGUUAUGAUCGACGCCAUCAAGGUAUCAGCUGCACACAGAGCGCGCUAUUUCUGGGGCAAUCUGCCUGGGAUGAACAGGCCUCUGGUAGCUUCCAGGACUGAUAGAGUUGAGCUUCAGGACUGCCUGGAGUACAGUAGGAUAGCAAAGUUGAGAAAAGUGCAAACCAUAACGACUAAAUCCAACUCCCUCAGGCAGGGGAAAAGCAUGCAGCUCCCAGUGCUCAUGAAUGGGAAAGAAGACAAUUUGUGGUGCACUGAGUUAGAAAGGAUUUUUGGCUUCCCCCUUCACUACACGGACGUGUCCAACAUGGGGCGUGGAGCUCGUCAGAAGCUACUCGGGAGAUCGUGGAGUGUCCCGGUCAUUCGGCACCUCUUCGCCCCGCUCAAGGAUUAUUUUGCCUGUGAAUAGCAGGGAUUCCCUUGUCUCUUCUGACUGGAUUAACACACACAACCUCAACUCAGCUUUAUCUUUGAAUUCUCUACCCCAGUUUUUAUAUCCUUCCCUUCCUCAUCAAAAGAAAAAUAAAUAAAUACAAUGCAGAAGAUUUGGAAAGCAAACAAAGAUUAGGAAAAGAGGAAUAAGAGUUGUCUUGGCAUUAAAUUUACAUGAAAAAUUGUAAUCUUCCACAAAAUAUUUUUCCCUGUAAAAUCUGCCUUUUAUUACAUGUUUAUACAAAUGUUUUCAGGAGAGAGCUGCAUUUCAGGAAUGCUAUUUUAAUGAUUCUUAAAGGCCUUUUACUCUCAUUGGUGCUAUUUUUUUAGACUAAGGAUUUUAAUGUCAAAACUUUUGUGGGUGAUCUUUUAAAAUCACGACAAGCUUGUAUUUUUGUUGUGUUGCAAUAAUUCACGUUUUCUGUAAAAUCUACCUAGUACCAAAGUAUGAAAAAUCAAAACUGUGCCUUGUCUAAACAGUUUUACUCAUUUUCUUAUGGAAAAGAAAAAAGAUCAAUGCCCAGAGUUUACCUUAACAUUUAUCACAGUUUAAUUAAAAUCA